This is a messenger RNA of Manis javanica (Malayan pangolin), 874 nucleotides long. RefSeq names its product glutathione S-transferase theta-2B. The record is from RefSeq and is a predicted model, not a curated record. Gene Ontology annotation, cellular component: cytoplasm. Gene Ontology annotation, biological process: glutathione metabolic process. Gene Ontology annotation, molecular function: glutathione transferase activity. Lineage: Eukaryota; Metazoa; Chordata; Mammalia; Pholidota; Manidae.
UUCCGGAGCCUCCAGGCGCCCAGGCACAGACGCUGCGCGGUCCGUCCCCCGCUGCACACCGCCAUGGGCCUGGAGCUCUACCUGGACCUGCUGUCCCAGCCCUGCCGCGCCGUCUACAUCUUCGCCAAGAAGAACGGCAUCCCCUUCGAGCUGCGCCCUGUGGAGCUGCUCAAAGGGCAGCACCUGACCGGGGCCCUCUUCCAGAAGAGCAGCAGCCUGAGGCGGCUGCCCACCCUCAAGGACGGCGACUUCGUCUUGACCGAAAGUGUGGCCAUUAUGAUUUACCUGAGCUUUAAGUACCAGACGGCGGAGCACUGGUACCCCCCUGACCUGCAGGCCCGUGCCCGCAUCCACGAGUACCUGGGCUGGCACGCUGACUGCAUCCGUGGCGUGUUUGGUGUGCCCCUGUGGACCAAGGUCCUGGCGCCACUCAUUGGGGUUCAAGUGCCUGAGGAGAAGGUGCAGCACAACAGGAUCGCCAUGGACCAGGCACUGCAGGUGCUGCAGGACAAGUUCCUGGGGGACAGGGCCUUCCUCACCGGCCAGCAGGUGGCAUUAGCUGACCUCCUGGUGCUGGAGGAACUGAUGCAGCCCGUGGCUAUUGGCUAUGACCUGUUUGAGGGACGGCCACAACUGACAGCAUGGCGUGAGCGAGUGGAGACUUUCCUGGGUACGGAUCUACUCCAGGAGGCCCACAGCUCUAUCUUGAACGUCAUGGAACGUGUGGCCAACAAAACAUUCCUGGAACCCCUGCCAGAAGCCUAUCCAUUUAUGCUGCUUCGUAUUUCCAAGAUCCCCUGAAGGGUCUUAGCAGGAGACCGAUAGUUGGGAGGCUCGGAGAUUAGCAAUAAAGAUUUGCUCUAUUGCUUACGUG